Molecule: messenger RNA, 474 nt
Organism: Peronospora belbahrii
Lineage: Eukaryota; Oomycota; Peronosporomycetes; Peronosporales; Peronosporaceae
Source: the annotation of a GenBank genome assembly
AUGAAGGACGAGUGUCACGUUUGCAAGAGCGCCAAGACAGAAGAGAAGGAUGCUGCGACUGUACCCGAUGGAGUAGUGUGGAUAUGUCGAUGUGUAAAAGUUGACGGUACCGACUGGGAAACGGUCUGUAACGAUCUCCACACAGUAAAGUUGCUAGUGAGGCAGUUGUCGCUAUCGGUCGAGUCGUCAGAUUUGCAGCUUUGGCAGGCAUUAUCUUGUGGAGUACUCAAGAAACUUACUCGUCAAAAGGAGAAGCGGGUACGAAACGAGCGUUGGAAACACGAGCUUGCUACCAGUGGCGUAUUGAAUUAUUCCAGUACUUUGAAGGUAUUACGGCCUUCCUUGCGCAAACGGAAGCAGAUGAAUCACGCGAACAUUGAUGAGGAAGAAAUUGUGGCGGAUUCAGACAACAGCACUGACAAUGCCGAGGACGCAUUUGAAGACAAACCUGACGACGCGUCGACAGUGAAAUAG